CUUGCAGAGGUCUCUCUCAAUUCCUCAGUAUGAUCCCUGUCAUUUUUAUCUGUUUUGGCAUUCUCUAUCCAACCCUUUCUCCAUAUCUCCUUCACCUCUGCCAAUAUCACCUCCAGCUUUCCUUCUCCCAUUUCCCUCUCUUUCCACCAUGCCAAGAAACCAAGAAGUUAGUACUGCUUAAUCUGCCAUUUUCUUUCUGUAACACUUCAUGCCAUGCACACUGAUUAAUAUUCUAUAACUUAUUCAAUAGCUCUUGUCAUUUGGAGGUAUAUUGAUAUAGUAUUAAAACUCUUUGUCUAUGGUGAUUCCAGGUUAUGUGGCCCAGAUUGGUAGCUAACAAGAUCCUUAGAAAGAGAUUAGGAAGCAAGAACUUUGUAGCAGAUUUUCCAAGCAACAAAGAAACCCUGUUGGAAAUUCCAAGCUUAGAUCAGCCAUCGUUGAAACCCAAGACCAUAUUCAGUCAUCAUAAGGAUGCACAUAAUUAUAGGAUUUUCGUUAGUACUUGGAAUGUUGGAGGGGUUGCACCACAUGAAGAUUUGGAUAUGGAGGAUUUGCUAGAUACAGGCAACACUUCCUCUGACAUCUACGUUCUUGGGUUUCAAGAAAUUGUACCCCUUAGCACAUCCAACGUGUUGGGACCAGAAAAUGGCAAGGUUUCCAUGAAAUGGAAUUCCCUGAUUAGAGAAGCCCUGAACAAGAAAACACGCUGCCGAGACAAAAUCCAACAUUCCAAUGAAGAUGGAAAGUUAUCAAUCGGAAACAGCAUCCCGGGGCAAGACUUCCGGUGUGUUAUGAGUAAGCAAAUGGUUGGGAUACUAAUCUCAGUUUGGGUUCGAAGCUAUCUUUGUCCUUACAUCGAGUAUCCUAGUGUCUCAUGUAUUGGCUGUGGAAUCAUGGGCUGCCUUGGAAAUAAGGGUUCAGUAUCAGUUAGAUUCCGGUUACAUGAAACAAGCUUCUGCUUUGUGUGCUGUCAUCUGGCUUCUGGGGGUAGAGAAGGAGAUGAGAAGCUUAGAAACUCCAAUGUUUCCGAAAUAUUGUCCAGAACAAGUUUUCCUAGAGGCCCUUCACUUGAUUUCCCAAGAAAGAUCCUAGACCAUGAUCGGGUGAUUUUGCUUGGAGAUCUGAAUUAUAGAAUUUCCCUACCAGAAUCAACUGUUCGGCUCUUAGUGGACAGAAGAGAAUGGAAUGCCCUGCUAGAAAAUGAUCAGCUAAGGCUGGAGCUGAUGAAUGGUCAACUCAAAGGUUGGCAUGAAGGAUCAAUCACAUUUGCUCCAACUUAUAAAUACUGUCCGAAUUCUGAUGUUUACUAUGGGGGUUUUAAUCAAAGCAAAAAAGGCGAAAAGAAGCGUGCCCCAGCAUGGUGUGAUCGAAUAAUAUGGUAUGGGGAAGGAUUAAAGCAACAUGUAUAUAACAGAGGUGAAGAAAAUUUCUCUGAUCAUAGACCUGUCAAAGCAAUAUUUACUGCUGAAGUUGGGGUUUUACAUUCGCUGAAACAAUUUCAAAGCAUUUUCUUAUCAGACAGGUUUGACAGAAUUACGAGCCAGUUAGAGCUAUCCUCAACCAAUGACUUUCAAUGUAAAGAAAGAUCAAGCUUCCAAAUUUAA
Messenger RNA from Durio zibethinus, 1604 nucleotides. NCBI's taxonomy places the organism in Eukaryota, Viridiplantae, Streptophyta, Magnoliopsida, Malvales, Malvaceae. The record is from RefSeq and is a predicted model, not a curated record.